GUGAAGAAGGGAGGAAAAUAAACAGAAACAGAGGGAGAGCGAGGGAACAGGCAGUCCUCCCUCAGUGACGGCUCAGGACUGACACAGAGGAGCGGAAGGGCUCUACAGAGAGAGGGAGAGAGAGACGACAAGAAGAAAGACACAGAGAACUUGUAGACACGUUCUCCCCUCAGUUACCAUGGCAUCGGCAGCUCCCCAGAAGCGGAUGGUGUCCUCUGUCUUCAUCACUUUGGCCUCCCCACACCGUGCCACCGUCACUCCGAGCACACACACCACAAACACACACACUGCUACGCGUGUGAGCUCCAAGGACAGCGGACCCAGCCCGCUCUCACCCACAGUGCGCAGUGACACACGCCACACUCACAGCACCCUGCCUAGAGACACGUCCGUUGGCUCUCAGACUCCCACCCCCUCCAGCUCCAUACCCCCCAGCCCCACACAGACACUCCUCUCGCCGGGCCCCAGGGUGGCACCUCCUCCCUCAGCCACCAGCCUGCAUAGCCCUACAUCCUGGACGGAGGAGACUACUAGAAUCAGGAACAGCGAAGACCUUCCGCCGCCUCCCCCUCCGUCCCCACCCCCACCGGCUGUCCAGGAUGUGGAGCUCUGUUCAGACCUCACCACUCCCCUGCCUCCCCCACCUGUCCUCGAAGCCACAUCUGAUCCCUCCCUCUCACUCAGCCAGGGUGAUCCUCCUCAAUCUGCAUCUCAGAUGAGUAAUGUACCUGUAAGGGAGCUUGAAGAGAGAUCGCCCCCAGGUGGUGGGAACCAGGAUAAGUUGGUCCAGCCGGCUCAGCCAAGCCAGGAAGAAGAGAUAGAACAAGGCAGCCGAGAUGUGUGUGGCUUUUGUCGAAAGGCAGUGGCUCUCACCGAUUCGGCCAUCGAAGCCCUGAACAGGACAUAUCACGCCAGCUGUUUCCAGUGCAGGCAGUGCCAAACCGCUUUAGCUGGGAAGAUGUACUACAACAAGGCAGGGAUACCGCUCUGUGAGGACUGCUAUCUGGCUAGUCUGGAACAGUGCUGGGCAUGUGGAGAGCCAAUCAAGGACCAUGUGAUCCGAGCACUAGGACGAGCUUACCACCCACCCUGUUUUAUUUGCACAACGUGCAGCCGACCAAUCGGGGAGGAGAGAUUUGCUCAGGGGGAUGUUGGAGAAGUGUACUGCCUUCCUGAUUACUACAGGAAAUACGCACCGCAGUGCAGUGUUUGCCAGCAGUCGAUCGUACCAGGAGAGGACGGCAGGGAUAGCUACACCGUGGAGUGUCUGGGCCGCUCUUUCCAUGAGGACUGCUAUCGCUGCGAGGUCUGCAGCAUCUUGCUCUCAACUGAGCCAAAUGAGCUAGGCUGCUUUCCUCUGGACGGACAGAUUCUUUGCAAGCCGUGUCACUUGACUCUUGUCCAGGAAGGCCAUCGCUGAGGUUUCUCUAAGGGUGGCAGAAGGACAAGCCCGGAGAGCAGGGUGUGGACAGUGCCAGGGGAAAUAACUUCCUUUUGCGCUGAGCUUGUGCAUUGCGUAUUUCUCAGUAUGAUAUGUGAGCAUAAAAUGGGACCAAUGAAUGUCUUCAUAUUUUAGUAUUCAUAAAAAAGAUGGUUGUCCCCAUAACUUCUUUUUUUUAUAUAAAUGAUAAAUGUAGCAAUGUGUAUGUUUGUCUUUGAUUUCUGAUGUUUCCCAACUCUUACUUGAUAAAUGUAUUGUGCACUCUUUUUCAAUAUGCACCAGGAAUUUCAAUGCACCAAAGAUAUUUAUUCCUUAACAAUUUCCAAGUAUUUUGUUAUUUCAUGUAUGUUUUGUUUUUAUGCCAUACACUAUAUGCUUAGAUCACCAUUAUAUCAUUUCAAAAAAAUAAUUGAAAAAAAUAAUAAAACUAAUAUAUUGAAUCUA
This is a messenger RNA of Conger conger (European conger), 1885 nucleotides long. It is a transcript of the gene fblim1, whose product is annotated as filamin binding LIM protein 1. NCBI's taxonomy places the organism in Eukaryota, Metazoa, Chordata, Actinopteri, Anguilliformes, Congridae. Gene Ontology annotation, cellular component: stress fiber; focal adhesion. The record is from RefSeq and is a predicted model, not a curated record. Gene Ontology annotation, molecular function: filamin binding. Gene Ontology annotation, biological process: cell-cell adhesion. The transcript has 9 exons. The coding region runs from base 179 to 1420 and encodes 413 amino acids.